Molecule: messenger RNA, 8646 nt
Organism: Anarrhichthys ocellatus (wolf-eel)
Lineage: Eukaryota; Metazoa; Chordata; Actinopteri; Perciformes; Anarhichadidae
Product: unconventional myosin-IXAa-like
Exons: 38
Coding region: 2428-8241 (1937 amino acids)
Biological process (GO): intracellular signal transduction; establishment of epithelial cell apical/basal polarity
Cellular component (GO): axonal growth cone; myosin complex; actin filament
Molecular function (GO): GTPase activator activity; microfilament motor activity; ATP binding
Source: RefSeq, a predicted model, not a curated record
AUCCUGUUAUGUUGCCCGUCAAGUGAUUAAAAUCCUGUUUCUGCCAGCGUCAAAGAAGGAAAAAACCGGAAAAAGGAUUUGUAUUAUUGUGAUUUUAAGAGUUUGAUUUGAUUUCUUUUCGUAAUGUUUUCAGACACUUAUUACAACAAUCUGAGCAUUCCGGUUGCAAAAACAAGCAUUUUAGUGAAUGUAACGUUACACUGAGGUGCACAAAUGCCCUCGGGGCUCGCUUUGUGGCAGCCGGUUAAAGCGUACUCCCUUAAUACUGAACCCAUUUUACAAUGCGUUGUCCCAGUUAGUCUGUUAGACACAAACACACGGGGAAAUAGGGUCCAGAGAUUUCAAUCUUAUCUUUAAAUUCCAAAUGUAUUCAGAUUAAAGCAUGAAAUGUAUUUUUUAAUUGCGAAGAAAGGCAGAAUACCACUCGUAGAUUAGUGAGUAGCUAAGAGAAAAAUGUAAAUCUGAGGAAAAUUGGUGAAUGCCACAAAUUCUCUUAAAUCGCCCGUACGUCCCGCACACAAACAAAUCUGUUUGUGCAAGUUGUUCUUGCAUGAGGCCCAUGUGAUGGAAAUUAAUAUUUUCUCCCUUCACCAAUUCACAAAAAUUAAGCUUGAGAGAUUGAUGGACACCCUGAAGAUGGUCUUUGAAAAUGUCGGCCUCCCCCCCUCCCUCCUUUUCUCUCUGUUGGAUCUUAUUCCCUCAUUUAUCAUAACUGGAUCACUGCUCAACGCUUUGAAGUGUUGAUUGCAGCAGCUCAAGAAAUUUCCACCCUGCAUCUGUGACUGUGUCUCAGAUGUGUGUGUGUGUGUGUGUGUGGCGAGGGGGGGGGGUUGUUUACAUGCUUGUGUACAUGCCAAAAAAUCCCCUAUAUGUGUCCAUCUUCUGCAGUACAUCUGUGUGUGUUGGCAGCAGAUACGUGAGGCUUCAUAUUCCCUCUUCCUAUGGCAGCACACUGAGGAGGCAAACCCCCCCCCCCCCUUUGUUCAUCUCUUUUCCCCGAAAAAGUAACAGGUUUUUUUUUCCUCCCUUAAUCCCCACGACAACAACCCCCCCUCCCCCCAUCCUCAUCUUCUGUUGCCGACUGCCUGUUACUAUGCAGCCCUGUUUCCAUGGCAACUGCAAUACUCAGGAGUUAAUCUGGCGCUGACUUGAUCUCGUGCAGAGGAUGCCGGCGGUCGCGUGCGUGUGUGUGUGCGUGCGUGUGUGUGUGUGUGUGUGUGUGAGAGCGUGUGCACGACACACAGCAAGCCUUCUGUCUUUCAGGGACACACACACACACACGUAAACACACACUCCUGACACACGUGGUGUCACAGAGGAACAAAAUGAUUAUCCAUAUUUCCAUAUUUAUCUCUCUCAGAGUUUGUUCUCUGUGUGUUCUUGUAACCAAGUAUGUUUUCUCGAGUAGGCUACUGUAAUCCUGAAGUAAUGAAAUAUUACAUGACAACGUGACAAAGGGUCACUUAUUGUGACGAUCCUAAAGAGAAUUACCUCGUGAAUCUGCAGCUCCCCUCAACUUCUGCGUUGCUUCACUCUCACAGCUCUCAUAAUGUGUCUUUACGUCAUUUUUGGCUGUGACAGGCAGCUGUUUUCAGGGUAAAAUCUCUAAAUAUGCACUACCUACUCCCUAGCAGACAAAGUUAGUGUCUCGCUGGUGAUAAUAGUGGAGCAUUUAGCUUCUAAAAAGUCAGAUAUUUCCCUGUAGUUGGAGUCGGUAGAGACCAAAAACAGAGCAAAGAGUGAAUAUUUGACUUGCAAUCAUCAGGCUAAUAUUCUGUGUAUCUGCCGGAUGUGUAAACAAGCAUCAGGUUGUUAAGCUCAUAUUUAAUGUGAAGCAGCGACAGUACGAAAGGGUGAGGUAGAUAUCAUUUCCUAUGAAUCCCUCUCUUACUAAAGCAGGCAAUCCAGCGCAGCAAUGGCGGACUCCGCCACAAUAUAAAGUACUUAAUGAAGACGUUUUUUACAGGAUGUACAUACAUUUUGUGGUACAUGUACUUGAAUUAUACAAGUGUAAAUUAUCUCCAGUGUGACCAGCUAAAACCCUAAAAUGCUACUUCCACAAUGUAAUUAAUAUACAAUUUAAUUAUCGUUAGGUAAUACUUCUGUACUUUAAGUUCAGUAAGAUUUCGUGGAUAAUUUGCAGUACUUGUAAUGGAGUAUUCUUUACAGUUUAUUGCUACUUUUACUUCAGUAAAAAAGCUCAAUACUUUGUGUACGUAGUGUAAAAAAAGUCAAAACAUAACCUCCACCAUCAUGGAAUAACUGACUGCCGCUCUGGAGAUGUGUGUAUGCGUGUCUGCUUGUGUGUGUGAGGAUUGGUCAUUUGUUUCCUCACAUAUUUAACAGCAUGUCUCAUCUUUCUCAAGUCGUGUGCGUAUUCAUGGUGUGUAAUUCCUGCCUUCUUAACCCGCUCUGCCUUGCUUCCAGAUGACAAAGAAAUCGCACAAACUCCACUGGGACAAUUACUAUGAGAGCGAUCUGCAGGACUGCUUCACAGUGGAAGGAGAGGAUCUGAAACAUGACUUUGAGCGUCUGCAGCUGGCUAUGGAGAUGGUCGGCUUCUUACCCACCACAUGCAAACAGAUUUUCUCCCUGCUGUCAGCAAUCCUCCACCUGGGAAACAUCCGCUACAAGAAGAAGACCUACAGGGACGAUUCCAUCGACAUCUGCAACCCAGAGGGCCUGCCAAUCGUCUCAGAGCUGCUAGAGGUCAAAGAGGAGAUGCUGCUGGAGGCACUGACAACCAGGAAAACGGUGACCGUGGGAGAGAGGCUCAUCGUACCCUACAAACUCGCUGAGGCGGGCACGGUGAGGGACUCCAUGGCCAAGUCACUGUACAGCGCGCUGUUUGACUGGAUUGUGUUCAGGACCAACCAUGCCCUGCUCAACAACAAGGACCUGGAGGACAAGUCAAAGAUUCUGUCGAUAGGAGUCCUGGACAUCUUUGGUUUUGAGGAUUACGAGAACAACAGCUUUGAACAGUUUUGCAUCAACUUCGCCAACGAACGACUGCAGCACUACUUCAACCAGCACAUCUUCAAACUAGAGCAGGAGGAGUACAGGGCCGAGGGCAUCAUCUGGCACAACAUCGAGUACAUCGACAACAGCGGCUGCCUCAACCUCAUCAGCAAGAAACCCACAGCGCUGUUCCACCUGCUGGACGAGGAGUGCAAUUUCCCCCAGGCCUCCAAUCAGACCUUGCUGGACAAGUUCAAGCGACAGCAUGAAGGAAACAGCUACAUCGAGUUCCCCGCUGUCAUGGAGCCCGCCUUCAUCAUCAGACACUACGCUGGUAAAGUCAAGUACGGAGUCAAGGACUUCAGGGAGAAGAACACUGACCACAUGCGUCCCGACAUCGUGGCCUUGCUCAAGAGCAGCAAGAACGCCUUCAUCUGCAGCCUGAUGGGAAUCGACCCAGUGGCGACCUUCCGCUGGGCCGUGCUGCGAGCCUACUUCAGAGCCCUGGUGGCUUUCAGGGAGGCCGGCCGCAGACACACCCACAAAAAAACUGGGAACGAUGCAGCAGUUCCCUGUGUUGUUGUCAAAACUGUCGACAGCUUCAGUUUCCUUCAUCACCCGGUUCACCAGAGGAGCCUCGCGAUCCUUCAAAGAUGCAAAGACGAGAAGUACAGUAUCACUAGGAAGAAUCCGCGGACGCCUCUGUCAGAUCUUCAAGGCACCAACACCCUGAAUGAGAAGGCCAGCUGGGAUGGCUGCAACGGUCGCAGCUCCAGGUCUGGUCGUCUGUCCUCGACAGGAAGUCCCGCCCUGGAGGAAGACGGGAUCUUCCUCAACUCGACCAGCAGCAAGCUCCUGGAGAGAGCGCAGGGCAUCCUCCUGAGGAACAAGAACAUCAAAACGAAGCCGAGCCUUCCCAAGCACUUGUUGGACGUGAAGUCUCUGCGUUACCUGAGCAGCGUGACACUCCACGACCGCAUCACCAAGUCUCUGCUCCACCUGCACAAGAAGAAGAAGCCGCCCAGCAUCAGCGCCCAGUUCCAGGCGUCCCUCAAUAAGCUGAUGGAGACUCUCGAUCAGUCUGAGCCGUACUUCGUCAAAUGUUUUCGCUCCAACGCAGAGAAGCUGCCGCUGCGUUUCAACGACAGCCUGGUGCUCAGACAGCUCAGAUACACCGGUAUGCUGGAAACCGUCCGGAUCCGACAAUCAGGGUACAGCAUCAAGUACACCUUCCAGGACUUUGUGCGUCACUUUCAUGUGCUGCUGCCUCAAGGCACGAGCCCAACCAAGUCAGGCAUCAGGGAGUUCUUCAGACGGAUCCACCUGCCGCCUGCCGGGUAUCAAGUGGGCAACACGAUGGUGUUCCUGCGGGAGGCGGAGCGCCAGCGUCUACAGACCCUCCUCCACCAGGAGGUCCUGCGGCGGAUCGUCACGCUGCAGCGCCGCUUCAGGGCCGUCCUGGAGAGGAAGCACUUUGUUGACAUGAGGCGAGCCGCCUUUGUCAUCCAGCGAUGGUGGCGGUGCUGCCUCCUCAGACAGUCCUCCGUGGACUCGGCCGAUGAGGAGGAGGCGGCGGUGUGUCUGCAGGCGGCCUGGAGGAGCUACAGGGAGCGCAGGAGGUUCCUGCAGCGGCGGGACUCUGCCGUCGUCAUCCAGAGGAGCUGGAGGAGUCGCUGCCGACACAGGUGUGCGGCGGCCGUAGCGGUUCAGGCGACGUGGAGAGGGUUCAGGGAGAGGAGCCGCUACUGUCGGACCUACAGGACUGUGACGCAGCUGCAGGCGAUGGCCAGGGGACACCUGGCUCGACUCAGAUUCAGGGAGGUGAAGGAGCAGCGUGAAAGACAACAGAGUCCACCAGCAGAGACGGAUGCAGGAACCAUGGAGGACCUCGCCUCCUCAGGACAGGAAGCUUAUGUCCAGGAUGUCUCUGUCGAACUGUCCGAAGACUCUAAGUCUGCUCCGUUAGAUCCGGGAGAGACAGAAAAAGAAGAGGACUCGGAGCGAAGCAGGAGCACAGACGAGCCGAGCCACAAGAACCGGUCCAAACGAGAGAGCAGGCGGAUGAGAGAGCUGGAGCAGGCCCAGUUCAGCUUGGAGCUCCUCAAGGUCCGAACCACCAGCGUCCAAGAAGACUCAGUCCCAGACGGCGGCACCUGUCAGCCGGAAGACCCUCACAGACAUUCACCUCGGGGAUCUCCGGCGAGUCACGGUAGUUGUGAACUGCUUGGUGUGGAAGACAUGGACACCGAAGGUUCCAAGCCGACUGCCCCUCAAGAACAACCCCAAAUGCUGGACGUCCAACUGAGAGAUUCGAACUUCAAUGAGAAGCCUGCAAUGGAGCCGCCGAACAAGGCGGAGGGUCCGAGGGCAACCUUUUAUAUCGCCUCGGACCAAAGUCCAGUUCAUGAACCAACGCUGAAGUCCCACAGAGAGAGACGAGAGUCCACGUCUCGUAGGCCAGUAGUGGUGUUGAUCAGCAUGCAGAAGGAGAGCCCUGUGGACGAGGGGGAGCUGCUGGUGGCCCAAAUGCUAGAAGGAGCUCCUGAAGCGGGAGCAGCGUUACCCGGUUCCCAGAUGACCCACGUUGCGGGCUCGGAGGUAGCAUCAGAGAUGGAACAGCCUCACGGGGUUGCCAUCAAGUCGGAGAGCGUUGCAUCCGGGGUGGAUCCGUCCUUAACCGCCCAAGUAUCAAGUCCAGAAUCGGGGCUUUGCUCCUCAGAGGUGGACAUCCAGAUCGUCCUGGAGCCGAAGUCCGACGUUCCCGCUGUCCGCCCCAGUCAGCAGGAGAGGAAGGCGGUUCGGCCCCAAAAGGAGACUCCCAGUCCGGUCCUGGACACAAAACCACCGAAGGCUCAGAAGAAGAGCUCGGGCCAGACUGUGAUUGUGAACAUGGUGGAGAAACCCCCCAACACUGUGUUCUCCCCACCCAGACGCAAGCUGCCCUUCUCCAAGUCAGAUAAGGAUUUGGUGAACCAGGAAAGAUCUCUGGCCAUGUUCAGAGACGACUCUAAACUUGUCGGAUCCAGAAACAGAGAGGUGGGCCGCCCCGGCCCCAAAAAGAAAGCGCGAAUGUCCCGGACGCGCUCCGACUUCCUCACCCGCUGUAACUCCGAGGGGGCGACCCAGUCGGACGACGACGACGAAUACUACAUCCCCGCUCACUCCCACACGCUGCCCCCCUCCCCGUCUCCCCCAAACGCCCACCCCGAGGCCGACUGUCACAGCGACUCUGAGAUGUUGUCGUUCUCUGCUCUCCAGCCAUCUCACAAAGACCAGAAGAAGAUCCACAAGACCAUGUCGUCCGGGGACCUGGGCAAGGUGGAGGUCCUCAGGAAGACCUCCAGUCAGGAUGGAAGCAGGAUGAGAGGAAGGAUAAGAUUCUGGAGUAAGACGAAGCACGGAGAGAAAAAGCUGCCGAGAGAGAAGCAGGCCAGCGGGAGCGAAGCCGCAGAGACACAUGGAGGCCCUUCUUCUCCUCCUCACAGUCCAGAUUUGGAGGCAGCUCCGUCUCGGGGGGUCCGGGACAGUAAGGAGAACAAGGAGCCGUCUCCUAAGAUGAGGAGGCGUCGCAGUGUGAAGAUCGGCAACAUCGCUCUGGAACCGGCCCAGUGGCAAAACGACGCCCUGCACAUCCUCAGCUCGGCCCACGACUACCGCACCAUGAACGACUUCCUCAUGAAGAAGAUCGCCGACCUGGAGUCUGAGGACGGUAAGAAGGACACCAUGGUGGACGUCGUCUUCAAGAAAGCACUGAGGGAGUUCAGGAUCAACAUCUUCAACUCUUACUCCACCGCCCUGGCGAUGGAUGACGGGAAGAGCAUCCGUUACAAGGAUCUCUACGCGCUGUUCGAGCACAUCCUGGAGAAGACCAUGCGCCUGGAGCAGAGGGACUGGUGCGAGUCGCCGGUGAAGGUGUGGGUCAACACCUUCAAGGUCUUCCUGGACGAGUUCAUGACGGAGUACAAGCCCAUGGAGGGAACCAUCGGCAGGGCUCCUAAACGAGAACGCAAGAAGUCGAGGAAGAAGGAAACUGACAUUGUGGAAGAACACAACGGCCACAUCUUCAAGUCCACACAGUACAGUAUCCCCACCUACUGCGAGUACUGCUCCUCCCUCAUCUGGAUGAUGGACCGAGCCUGCGUCUGCAAACUGUGUCGCUACGCCUGCCACAGGAAGUGCUGCUCCAAGAUGACCACCAAGUGCAGUAAAAAGUAUGAUCCGGAGCUGUCGUCGCGGCAGUACGGUGUGGAGUUGUCCCGUCUGACCAGCGAGGAGCGAACGGUUCCUCAGCUGGUGGAGAAGCUCAUCAACUACAUCGAGAUGCACGGCCUCUACACGGAGGGCAUCUACAGGAAGUCGGGCUCCACCAAUAAGAUCAAAGAGCUCCGUUUGGGGCUGGACACAGAUGUGAGCAUAGUGAACCUGGAUGACUACAACAUCCACGUCAUUGCCAGCGUUCUCAAACAGUGGCUCCGUGACCUGCCCAGCCCUCUCAUGACAUUUGAACUGUACGAGGAGUUCCUCAGGGCCAUGGGUCAGCCAGACAGGCGGGAGGUGAUCCGAGGGGUGUACUCGGUGAUCGACCAGCUCAGCAGGACACACCUCAGCACGCUGGAGCGCCUCAUCUUCCAUCUGGUCAGGAUCGCCCUGCAGGAGGAGACUAACAGGAUGUCAGCCAACGCCCUCGCCAUCGUGUUCGCUCCCUGCAUCCUUCGCUGCCCCGACACCAUCGACCCGCUGCAGAGCGUCCAAGACAUCAGCAAGACUACAGCGUGUGUGGAGCUGAUCAUCAACGAGCAGAUGAGCAAGUACAAAGCUCGUCUGAAGGACAUCAACAGUCUGGAGUUUGCAGAGAGCAAAGCCAAGAGCAGGCUGACCCACAUCAGGAAGUCCAUGAAACCUGUACUAAUUGCUGUUAGGUUUAUGAGCAUAACCCGCACUUCCACCUCGCGUAACACAGCUAAACUUAAGAGCAAGGGCCGUGUUCAGCAAAGCAGCACCCACACGCCAUCGCCUCCUCUCAGCCCCAAAGUGGACCCUUUGGUGGUGAUGGAUGGAGAGAGUGCAGAAGGAGGAGAAGGAGAAGGAGAAGGAGGAGAAGGAGAAGGAGGAACAGGAGGAGGAGGAGAGGAUGCAGCAGAGCCCGGGCUGAACGAGCAGCAGCAACAGGCGAUGCAGCAGGAAGAGCGAAUCCUCACCGAGCAGGUCGAGAGUUUGCAGAAAGAAAAGUACGGCGUCUCUGUGGUCGAACUGUUCAGACGACAUUGGAAGUGUUUUGUUUAAUGUGUCACAUUAAGUUUGAACACAAGCCACCAAAGCACAUGGAAUUAGUUAGUCAUUAUAGCGGAUGUAUCUCUCGAUGAUGGCCUCCCAUUAAAUGAAGUUUCCAGUUUGAGCUGGUAGCUGUGUUACUGAAUGUCAUUACUCAGCAAUCUGUUACAUUGAACCCUUCAGUGACACACAUAGAGUAUUACAUGUCAGGACAAAAUUUAGCUUAUCUUUAGUAGGAAUAUCUUGAAGGACAAUUAGGAACUUAAGGUCAGUCCAUCGUACUAAAUCUAAAUUACACGCUAUAGGAAACGCCCAAAACUUAAAAUGUAAUCACAAUAAUUUAGAUAAGCUCGUAACCUGCUGUCUGUCUGUCUGUCUGUGUGUGUGUGUGUGUGUGUGUGUGUGUGUGUGUGUGUG